AUGGCGUUUGGUUAUUAUGAUUUUCUUUACAGUAUAGUAUCCGCGGUAUUUCAUCUUAUACAGUACGGAGGGGAUAUUCAAGUAGAACACAUCGAAUUUAAUGGAAACGCAUUGGUAAAGGAUUCGGAGGAGGAAAGGGAAUUACAAAAGCUCGCACUUAGCACUUUCGAUGCGAAAGAUGAAUCGGAAGCAUUAAAGAUUUCGGGCAAAGCAGCAGAGGUUAGCUAA
Molecule: messenger RNA, 228 nt
Organism: Funneliformis caledonium
Lineage: Eukaryota; Fungi; Glomeromycota; Glomeromycetes; Glomerales; Glomeraceae
Source: the annotation of a GenBank genome assembly